Messenger RNA from Stylonychia lemnae, 1782 nucleotides. NCBI's taxonomy places the organism in Eukaryota, Ciliophora, Spirotrichea, Sporadotrichida, Oxytrichidae. The record is from the annotation of a GenBank genome assembly.
AUGGGCAACUUUUGUGGUAGCAAAGAACUUGCAUACUAAACUCAUUAAGAACCAAUUUUUCAAAAUUAUACUAGAAAGAGCACAAAGAUCUCAAUUUUCACAUAGAGCUACUAAGACAUUUAGGACUACAAUGAUGAUAACUUGCUAUGCACUCCUUUUCCUAACUUUUGUAAUAACAAUGGUGACUCUACUUAAGAAGAAGGAAGGACUACUAACAGAGGAAGCACAAAAUAGUUAGAUGAUAUCGACUUAAAAACAAGCGAUGAUGAAUAUUUUAAUGUAAAAAAUUACAGAACAGGAACUUUUAAGAAGCCUGAAUUACGAUUGUCUCUGAAAUCAAGUACUUUUAGACCAAUGUAAGAAAAUAAGUCUCCUGAAAAGACUGAAAGAAAAAUUAGAUUAGGCUACCAUCAAUAUCUUAACAGCAAUAAAAUAUAAGAAACUGAGUAAUCUGUAGCGCAAAAUACUAUAGAUAUGAAUGACAAGUACUCUUCAUCUUCAGAUUCAUCUAGUGAUGAAAACUAGCUAAGAUAAAUCGAUAUUAGAAACCCCAGGCGUGGGAGCAGAAACCUACCUUUUUAGGAUUCAUCAAAUCCACAAUAGUAUAGUAAAACAACGAAAUUUCAACAUACUCCUUAGAUCAGGUUCCUUGAACUAGGAGUAGAAGGAUAGAAUAAAAGUCUGAAUAAAACGAUUUACUCACCUAUCAAUCAAACUGUAGUUAAUAAUAAUUGGAAUGAUGAUUCAUCACUCAACCCAGUUUAAACUUCAGGUCUUUUGGAUGAAAUUACUCCUUUUUAAUCAUUUAUUAAAGGCUCGAAUUUACUUUAGAAAAAAUCUGAGUAAAAGCUAAACAAGAAUAUAAAAAACAAAAUCUCUCUGAAUAAUGCACCAAGAAUGAUGAUGGAUUCAGAUGAAGAUGAUAAAUAAGAUGAGGACUAAUAUAAUUUUGAAGAUAAUUUCAAAGGCUAAGAUACUUAAUUGGAUUUGGAUAUGCUUAAAGAUAUGAUAACUCCUCGAUUUGAUCUUAACACAAGUUAGAUGCAAAAUGUCUAUUAGAAUAAUAACAGUAAUCUUUUAGAGAAUUCAGUAUUUUCUAAAAUAUCGAACGACACAUCAUUCGAUUAAAUCAGAAUAUAGAACUACAAAGAAUUCAUUAAGAACUAUGUAAUAGAAGAUAAAGCUUAGUUUAAGGACUUACUCAAGAAUAAUAUAUCGCCUCUUAUAAAAAGAGAAAUAAAACAAGGAGAUGAUCAUAAAAUCAUAUUUGAAGGAAGCUUUUGGGUUUAAAUGCGUGCAAAUGGUUCCUACGUCAAUAGGUGGUGCUAAUUGAGUAACAACAAUUUAUUGUUCUAUGAUGAUGAGUAUUCCUCAAAAAGUUUUCAGCCACCCUUAAACAAGAUAUUGCUAUCAGAAAAUGUAAAUAUCUAGAAGUCUAAGGAUUUUUAUGCUGCAAGAGAUUAAGAUAAAUUUGAGUUCAAGCUGAUGAUUCGACAAAAAAAUUCGUCAAACACUGAAUUCAUAAAUCAGAGACUAUUGAAAGGAAUGGCUUAAACUAAAUCAGACCUUAGCAUUGGAGAUGUUAGUGCAAUCAAUCUUAGAGAAUAAGAUAGAAGUUAGAAUAAUAAUAAUCAAACAUUAAGUUUUUUUGAGGAAAACGAAAUAUUUAGUCCAACUGAAAACAUAAUUCACAAGCAAAUCACAUUUUAAUCUCAUAAUUUCAAUUAGAGUGCAAAGUUCAUAUUAAUCAUACAGCUCUUGCUAAAAAUUAUUAAGGAUUGA